Molecule: messenger RNA, 653 nt
Organism: Hibiscus syriacus
Lineage: Eukaryota; Viridiplantae; Streptophyta; Magnoliopsida; Malvales; Malvaceae
Product: serine/threonine-protein kinase SRK2A-like
Exons: 5
Coding region: 306-653 (115 amino acids)
Biological process (GO): intracellular signal transduction; protein phosphorylation
Molecular function (GO): ATP binding; protein serine/threonine kinase activity
Source: RefSeq, a predicted model, not a curated record
AGAUUCUAUCUCUUCAAAAAGCACUGGUUUUCAUCUGUUAUAAUUUGAAGAAAUUUCAAUAUUCCUUUACCCUCAUCCAAAUCUCACCAAUCUUCAUCGCCGCGAAUUUCUAAUUUUAUAAUGUGUUUCAUAUUAAUUGUUACAUGCUUUGAUUUGUGAAUAAUUUAGGAUUUUUGAUUUAUCUUAUUUAUUUGUAAAGAAAGGAAAAAGAGAUGGAUAAGUACGAGACGGUGAAAGACAUAGGAUCCGGGAACUUUGCCGUUGCGAGGUUGAUGCGUAAUAAAUAAACCAAAGAACUCGUCGCUAUGAAGUAUAUCGACCGUGGACAAAAGGCUAGAUAUUUUUUCCAGCAAUUGAUCUCAGGAGUUAGCUACUGUCACUCCAUGCAAAUAUGUCAUCGAGAUUUGAAGUUAGAGAAUACCCUGUUAGAUGGCAGUCCUGCUCCUCGUCUCAAAAUCUGUGAUUUUGGUUAUUCAAAGUCAUCGCUGCUGCAUUCAAGACCCAAGUCAACGGUUGAAACUCCAGCAUAUAUUGCACCAGAAGUUCUUUCUCGAAGAGAAUAUGAUGACAAGAUGGAAGAUGUGUGGUCGUGUGGAGUGACUCUUUACAUUAUGUUGGUUGGUCUUAAGAAUUUUAGAAAAACCAUUUUAUGA